This is a messenger RNA of Lucilia sericata (common green bottle fly), 873 nucleotides long. Its product is annotated as probable H/ACA ribonucleoprotein complex subunit 1. Gene Ontology annotation, biological process: snoRNA guided rRNA pseudouridine synthesis; ribosome biogenesis. Gene Ontology annotation, cellular component: box H/ACA snoRNP complex. The record is from RefSeq and is a predicted model, not a curated record. NCBI's taxonomy places the organism in Eukaryota, Metazoa, Arthropoda, Insecta, Diptera, Calliphoridae. Gene Ontology annotation, molecular function: box H/ACA snoRNA binding.
AAACAUCGUGGUCUUUUUAAGCACUCAGUCAACAAUAUCGGACAAAGAUAAAAAAGUUUUAUUUUCAUUUAAAUUCUAAAUUAAAAGUGAAUUAAAUUCUUUAACAUGGGCUUUGGACGCGGAGGCGGUGGAGGAGGACGUGGAUUUGGAGGUGGUCGCGGUGGCGGCGGAGGCCGUGGAGGUGGUAAUAAAGGAGGCGGCGGUGGUGGCCGUGGAGGUGGCGGAGGCGGUGGCUUCCGUGGAGGACGUGGUGGCGGUAGCUUCAGGGACCAGGGUCCACCAGAUCGUGUUAUUCCCCUAGGUCAUUAUUCCUACAAAUGUGAAGACGAUUUGGUCUGCAAAGUAGAAAUCGAUGAUGUUCCAUACUUCAAUGCCCCAAUUUAUUUGGAAAACAAAGAGCAAAUUGGUAAAAUUGAUGAAAUUUUCGGCACAGUGAAAGACUACUCGGUCUCUGUGAAGUUGUCCGACAACAUGAAUGCCAGCAGUUUUAAACCACAACAGAAGUUGUUUAUUGAUCCCUCAAAACUCUUGCCCAUUGCAAGAUUUUUGCCAAAACCACCUCAACCAAAAGGUGCCAAGAAGAAGGGUCCAGCUGGUGGUGUUGGUAACCAGAGAGGAGGUCGUGGUGGUGGUGGCCGUGGAGGCGGUGGCGGCUUUGGUCGCGGAGGUGGUGGUGGGCGUGGAGGCGGUGGCGGUUUUGGCCGCGGAGGUGGUGGUGGCGGCGGCGGGUUUGGCCGUGGAGGUGGUGGUGGAGGACGUGGCGGUGGUGGUGGUCGCGGAGGUGGCCCGCCCUCGUUGGUAAAAUUAUAUCCAUAUGUUAUAAGCAUUUUUAGAAGAGCUCCUGAGGUUACCGCACUAUUUAGAUUUAAGUAG